Molecule: messenger RNA, 1722 nt
Organism: Harpegnathos saltator (Jerdon's jumping ant)
Lineage: Eukaryota; Metazoa; Arthropoda; Insecta; Hymenoptera; Formicidae
Product: 27 kDa hemolymph protein
Exons: 4
Coding region: 315-1268 (317 amino acids)
Source: RefSeq, a predicted model, not a curated record
GUCUCAGUUGGCGCGCGUCAUUGCUUAGUGAUUUUCUUUCGUUUUCGUUUCUCGCGGCGUAUCCCCUCUCUACCUCGUUUUAUCUGCUCUGCUCGUAGCUCGCAGUAGCUAACCAAGGUGCCGUCGCGAAGAGUCCGUUGACGAACGACACGCCAGGCUGGCAUUGUGCCCUCUCUCGUGUGACACGCGCGUGAUGCGUAUGUACGUGCGUUGACGUGACGCACACGAGGAGAGAGCCACCGAACGAAGGGCAGUCACCCCGUUAACGACAUCUCCGUCAUCGUCUACCUCUGCCACGAGAACGUAGCGCGGAAAUGUGCGAGAUGAAGCGCACCACGUUCACUGCCGUAAUGUUACUUCUCGGUCUUCUCGGGCACACGCAUUCGCAGGAGAAUGUGCCUUCCGCCGAUGAGAUACUCCGUCAGGUCAACGAAGCGGUACCCUUGCCGGGCCUGGACACAUCAGCACUGCCUAACGUGGAGGAGGCGAAAAAUCUCUUCAGGGAGAAGUGUACAAAAAAUGGCGGGCCAGAGGCAUUCGAGAAAGCGCAGCAAGCCCAGGUGGAGAUGGAACAGUGCCUUAAGUCGCUCAUCAACGUUACGGAGCUUCAGGCGGAGAUGGAAAUGCACAAGCCGAACGGCGACCUGGACGUCGUGUUCAAGAAGUACUGCAACAAGCGCUCGAUUCUCCGUGCCUGCGUGAGCAACUUCACCAAUGAAGUGGAGCAAUGUCUAGACGUGAAGGAAAAGGAGAACAAAAAGAUCGUCAUGAACAUUACCGAUUCGAUGCUGGAAUUCAUUUGCUACAAGGAGGGAGAUCGCAUCGCUCUCUUCAUAGCGGCUGGAGGACCGGAGUGUUUCCAAAGCAAACAGGACGCGGUUCAAGACUGCGCCAAUAAAACGCUAAGUGGCUAUAUACCAAAAAAUGAUCUCUCCGGCAGCGGACUGAUAGGACUCGAGAAUCUGCCGAAUUUGAACUUUGGAAACAAAGAAUGCACGGACAUGAGCAAUCUUCAGGCUUGCAUGGUGAAGGAACUGGAGACGUGCACGGACCCGACGCCUGCGAACAUCGUGGACUCGAUAUUCAAUUUUAUCAAGAGGGUAACGCCGUGCGAGAAUUUGCUGAACGCACAGAGCGCCGCUGCCACCGGUAAAGGAGCAUCCGGUAACGGAGCUCCGCGUGUAUCAGGCGCUUUCACCGCCGUACUAGUAAUCUUGUCCGUUGUAGCGAGCUGUAGGCAAAAUUACUUGUUCGGUGCGAUAGCGUAAAAUAUUAAAUGCACAUUGGAAUAGCCUUAAAUCAUAUUCAGGACAUGCGGUAGACGUCAGGAUAUAUCAGGAUAUAUUAACCCUUUCACUGCUUGAAUUAACUUCUCUUGAGAAAAUUAUUUAAAUAUUUGGUAGUCCUACGUUUUUCGGAUCGCUAAUUACGAAUCUAAAGUCAAAUUUGCAAAAUUCAAAAUGGUGGACUCAAUAUGGCGAUCAUGAUGUACAAAAUUAAUGAAAAUUCCAAUUAUUAUUAAAUAAUGACCAAGUCGUAAUAAGAACAUAUGAUUCUAGACUAGAGCUGGAGACGAUCUGCACAUUUCGGGCGAAAUUCAAGAGGUGACACCCACCGUCCCCCUGCUACCGCUCAGCGGCCGAAGCGACGAUCACGAUGCCAUUCAGGUCCGUCGCUGUAUAAGAAAUCAACUGGAGCGCACCCUCGCGUCAUAUUAUCAUU